This is a messenger RNA of Panicum virgatum (switchgrass), 948 nucleotides long. RefSeq lists its product as uncharacterized. The record is from RefSeq and is a predicted model, not a curated record. Gene Ontology annotation, molecular function: protein binding. Bases 1 to 948 code for a protein of 315 amino acids. The transcript has a single exon. NCBI's taxonomy places the organism in Eukaryota, Viridiplantae, Streptophyta, Magnoliopsida, Poales, Poaceae.
AUGACGCCGCCGCCGCCUCUGUUUGACGAGCUCCUCGAGGAGGUCCUUCUCCGCAUUCCGCCGAAUGACCCGGCUAGCCUCCUCCGCGCAGCGCUCGUCUGCAAGCGGUGGGGCCGCCUCGUCUCCGGCCGCGGCUUCCGCCACCGGUUCCGGGACUUCCACCGCACGCCCCCCAUGCUGGGCGCCAUCAUCAACUUCAAGGGCUUCGUCCCCACGUCCUCCUUCCGGUGCCAGGUCCCCGCCGACCUCCGCCGCGACUGUAUGGUGCUCGACGCCAGCCACGGCCACGUCCUCUUCCACAACAUACGACGUGUGGACGAGACGUGGGAUCCAACCCUCUACGUCUGGGAUCCCAUCACCGGCGAGAAGAUGGAGCUGCCCAGGCUGUCACGGGUGCCGGAUCCGAACUUGUGGUUGUCGAAUUUCGCGGUGCUAUGUGCCGCCGCCGGUUGCAACCACCUCGACUGCUGCAAUGGCCCCUUCAUCGUGGUCUUCGUGGUAGUUGGCCGCAACCGCAGUGAGACGUUCGCCCGCGUCUACUCGUCUGAGGUUGGGCAAUGGGGCGAGCCCACCUUUGCUCCGCACAUCAAUGACAGUUUGGGUUGCAUUGACAAUUUGGAUUUGAUGCCCGGUGCUAUUGUGGGGGAUGCACUCUACUUCAUGUUUCACACAACGGACGCAGUCCUGAAAUUCGAUCUGGCAACGCGGGAGAUGGCGACGAUUCACCUGCCAGACACAACCUUUUCACGGCCCAUCGCGCUCAUCGCCACAGAAGAUGGUUGUCUCGGAUUCGCAGGAACAAAGGAGCGUGCACUCCACCUGUGGUCGAGGGUGGCUGGUCCUAGCGGAGAAGCUGGAUGGGCACAAAGCAGAGUCAUUGAGCUCGACACGAUACUCCCUGCCAAUGCCAUCUCACGCACUCCUAUAAUGCUUGGCAGUGUUUGUUAG